Molecule: messenger RNA, 3861 nt
Organism: Exophiala dermatitidis NIH/UT8656
Lineage: Eukaryota; Fungi; Ascomycota; Eurotiomycetes; Chaetothyriales; Herpotrichiellaceae
Exons: 1
Coding region: 1-3861 (1286 amino acids)
Cellular component (GO): plasma membrane
Molecular function (GO): calcium-activated cation channel activity
Source: RefSeq, a predicted model, not a curated record
AUGUCGCUCAACGACACCCUUAGUUUGGGUGGAAAUACAACGGCUGCGAGCCAGAAGAAUGGCCAGAGUGCCGGCCAAUUUGCGGCUUCCCUGGUUACCGCCAUCGCUGUCUUUGCAGUUGAAGUUGGGCUCUUCCUCCUCAUAAAAGACCGGUUUGCAAGAAUAUACCAGCCAAGGACAUACCUGGUGCCUGAGAGGGAGCGUACCAAACCGAUACCGCCCGGUUGGUGGGCGUGGGUGAAACCAGUCUUGACCACCAGCAACUCCGAGUUCGUGCAAAGAUGUGGCCUCGAUGCAUACUUCUUUCUCCGGUACCUCCGUACCCUCCUCAAGAUCUUUGUGCCCGCAGCCAUGGUCAUUUUGCCCAUCUUGAUACCACUGAACCUGGUGGACGGACGAGGUGCGCGAUGGGCCACUGGCCGGCACGAAAAUGCAACGAAUGUUACAGGUCUAGACCAGCUGGCCUGGGGAAAUGUAGCGCCUAACCAUACCGGACGGUACUGGGCUCACUGGCUUCUUGCCUUGGGAUUGAUCGUUUGGGUGUGCUAUCUGUCCUUCGACGAAUUGCGCAACUACAUACGUAUGCGACAGGCAUACCUGACUUCUCCUCAACAUCGCCUCCGUGCUUCUGCGACGACUGUGCUUGUCAGUUCCAUCCCUCGGAAAUGGUGCACUGUCGAGGCUCUCGAUGGUCUUUAUGAUGUUUUCCCAGGCGGCGUCAGGAAUAUCUGGAUCAAUAGAAACUUUGACGAACUCAGUGACAAGAUUAAGAAACGUGAUAAGCUCGCGGCCACACUGGAAGCGGCGGAGACAGGGCUUAUCCGGAAAUGCUUCAAGAAGAAUGAAAAGAACAUUGCUAAAGCCGAAAAAGAAGCCGGCAAAAAGCUAUCAAAAGAGGAGAAGAAAUUGAGGGCCACCAUCAGAGAUGAGGCCGGCGAUCAAGCAGCCCAUGGACACGGUGUCAGUACGGGGAACCCACAUCAAGUCCAACAUAAUAUUCGCGAAGCCCUCGAUGGCCCGGCCGAUAAUGAUUCCUCGUCUACUUCCUCCUCCGACUCCGAACCAGAAGAUCAACAACGCGGAAAACAUGUCCUCCCCAUCCCGAUACUUGGAGAUGGCAUCUCAGCUGUUACGCAUGGUUUAGGCAAAGCUGGGAACCGACUUUGGGGAGGCAUUCGAGGAGUCAACGAGGGCGUAAACCACACCAUCGACCGCACCGGCGGUUUCGUUCCGGCGGCUGGUGCCGAAGCAAAAGAUCCGGGCAGAAAUUCUGGCGAACAGCCGGAGACCAAAGAAGAACCACAGCCCCAAGAGCCUAGCACACCACCCAGACCCACUCGGCAGCCCACAGGCAAACGCAAACCAUCAGACAAAGAUGCCUUUGCAAGGGCACAGGAUGGAAGGCGUGGUCAUGGAGGCGUCACAGCUACGGCCGAUGGGAAUUUUGACCUAGGUAGCCCUCUCUCUCAAUCUAGUACGAAGGGAGAUGAGAAGACCCGGCCGGAAAAGUCGCUUAGCACAUUUCAAAAGCUCAAGAAAGCGAUAGGGCUCGGUUCUGAAGAAAAGAAAGAACCGGUCGAUUAUCCAGAAGCUUUUGAGUGGAAUUUCGAACAUGACCCAGACGAUGCCGUUUGGCGACGCUAUCUUUCCGACAAGGAUCGCGACACCAUGAGACUUCCAAUCUUCGGCUGGCAAUGGAUGCCUUCGCUACCCCUUUUGGGAGAGAAGGUCGAUACUAUCCGCUAUUGCCGUAAAGAGGUGGCACGACUCAAUGUCGAGAUCGAAGAUGAUCAGGCUCACCCAGAACGGUUUCCGCUAAUGAAUUCUGCCUUUAUCCAAUUCAACCAUCAGGUAGCCGCCCACAUGGCCUGUCAAACGGUCAGUCAUCACUUGCCCAAGCAGAUGGCUCCUCGUCUGGUGGAGAUUGACCCGAACGAUGUCAUUUGGGAUAAUAUGUCGAUUCCGUGGUGGUCAGCCUAUAUCCGAACUUUUGGAGUUGUUGUCAUAGUUGUGGGUAUGAUCCUGCUCUGGGCCAUCCCUGUUGCCUUCACUUCUGCACUAUCGCAGCUGGAGACGGCCGCCAAAACAUGGAGUUGGCUUCACUGGGUCUUGGAUAUUCCUGCCUGGUUCAGAAGUGUCCUUCAGGGUGUUUUGCCGGCGGCUCUGCUGGGUCUGCUGAUGUUCCUGCUGCCUCUGAUCCUUCGGUUUCUCGUACGAACCCAAGGGACUCAAUCUGGAAUGCUCGUGGAGCUUUCGGUUCAGCGGUACUACUUCUGCUUUCUAUUCGUCCAACUGUUCUUGGUCGUCUCGAUUGCAUCUGCGUUGACCCAGUUCUUUGCCCUGUUCACGAGUGUGGAUGGCUGGACUAGUGUUCCAACCCUACUGGGCACCAACAUCCCGAAAGCAAGCAACUAUUUCUUCUCAUACAUGCUACUCCAGGCCAUGUCGGUGAGCGCUGGAGCGCUGGUGCAGGUGGGCUCACUUAUUGGGUGGUUCAUUCUUGCUCCUCUCUUGGACAGCACAGCGCGAGCCAAGUUCAAGCGACAAACUGAGUUGUCCAACAUCAAGUGGGGUACUUUCUUCCCAGUGUACACCAACUUGGCUUGCAUCGGUCUGAUCUACUCCGUCAUAUCGCCGCUGAUUCUGCUAUUUAACAUCGUGACCUUCUCCCUAUUCUGGUUUGUCUACCGAUACAACACUCUCUACGUGACUCGGUUCACCCGCGACACCGGUGGACUGCUAUACCCUAAUGCCAUUAAUUACACCUUCGUGGGAGUCUAUGUCAUGGAAGUGGCUUUGAUCGGCAUGUUCUUCCUUGUCCGGGACGACCAAGGAAAUGUUGCCUGCACAGGUCAAGCAAUUGGCAUGAUUGUCAUCCUCAUUUUGACCGCAGGAUAUCAAUUCCUCCUGAACAAUGCGUUCAGUCCAUUAUUCCGAUACUUGCCCAUCACACUCGAGGACGAUGCCGUCCGCCGGGACGAGGAGUUUGCCCGGGCGAUGCAGAAGAAGCACGGACUCAUUGAUAACGAGAAUGAGCAAGAGCCUCUCGAAGACCAACUGGAGCGUAACGAGCGACGGGAACUGGAAGAAGAUCGAGAGGCGGAGGAAUAUGAGCUGCAGCGAAUCGAGCGGGAACGGAAAGAACGACAACGGCAAUCACAUGAGCCCGAACAACACUUGCAGCUGCAAAACCCCGAGAUCACCAUGGACCUGGAUAAGGAAAGUAAAGGGUUACGAAUGGUAAAAGCCGCAGCGGCCAAGACGGCCGGAACGACCAAGAACCUUGUCCCACGGACCCUUUCUCGAAAGGAACACCGCAAAUCCUGGGCAGACCGAGACGACGCGCGGAACCGAAAAGCCGCCAACUUCGGCGGCGAGUACGACGAAGCGACCGAGGGUCAGACGGCGUACCCGACGGAAGAGCGCGGCCGUGGCCGUAGUGGCGCGACCUCACACGGAGGACGGUAUCUAUCGCCGCCACGCGACGUGCUGAACAAACUCAACAACUUCAACCCGUUGACCGGCACGGAAAAGGACGUAGAAGCCCAGCGAGCGGCACGCAACGAAUUGGCCGACGCGCUCUUUGGCGGCGUCCACGACGAACUCGAGGACCUCACGCCCGAAGAACGCGACAAGUUGGUCCAGCGGGCCUUUCAGCAUAGUGCGCUCCGGGCCCGGCGGCCCGUCAUCUGGCUGCCGCGCGACGACUUGGGCGUUAGUGACGACGAAGUCCACCGCAUGGGCCGCUUCAGCAGCCAUCUCUGGGUCAGCAACGUCAGGCAGGGCCUCGAUUCAAAGGGCCGUUGCGUGUAUAGUGGUGCACCGCCGGACUUUAGCGAGGUCGAUUUGAUCCAGCUUUAG